GGAGUCGCUUAUAAAUGGCGCCCAAGCAGGACCCCAAACCCAAAUUCCAAGAGGGUGAACGGGUGCUGUGUUUCCAUGGACCUCUUCUUUACGAAGCAAAGCAUUCUCGCACAGAAGCAAGCCUGUGCAAACACAGCAGCCACAAGCAGCCCGGCUCCCUUUCUCUGGUCCGCUCCAUCCUGCCUUCCUUUUGAAGUCCUUCUGCAGUACUGAUGUGUGUAAAGGUUGCUAUAAAGGACAAACAGGUGAAAUACUUCAUACAUUACAGUGGUUGGAAUAAGAACUGGGAUGAAUGGGUUCCAGAAAGCAGAGUGCUCAAAUACGUGGACACCAAUCUGCAAAAGCAGAAAGAACUUCAAAAGGCCAAUCAGGAACAGUAUGCAGAAGGAAAGAUGAGAGGGGCCGCACCAGGGAAAAAAACGUCCGGACUCCAGCAGAAAAAUGUUGAAGUAUUUUUCAGACGAGAUGGAGCGCAUACAGUUUGCGGUUUGGAGACCCCUGCAAUAUCGACGCGGAAGACCAAAAAGAACAAACAGAAAAUGAUUCCCUUGCCUGUUUGUGUAGCUCCUGGAAUCGGUGAAGGCAGCAGCACUAAUGAAAACCCUCAGCCUCCCAGGAAGAAAAGGGCUCGUGUAGAUCCCACUGUUGAAAGUGAGGAGACUUUUAUGAACAGGGUUGAAGUCAAGGUAAAAAUACCCGAGGAGCUGAAACCGUGGCUUGUGGAUGACUGGGAUUUGAUCACCCGGCAAAAGCAGCUCUUCUACCUUCCUGCCAAGAAGAACGUUGACUCCAUUUUGGAGGACUACGCAAACUACAAGAAGUCGCGAGGGAACACUGAUAACAAAGAAUAUGCUGUUAACGAAGUCGUGGCAGGCAUCAAAGAGUACUUCAACGUCAUGCUGGGCACUCAGCUGCUCUAUAAAUUUGAGAGGCCGCAGUACGCAGAAAUCUUAGCGGACCACCCUGAUGCACCGAUGUCACAGGUGUACGGAGCUCCCCACCUCCUGCGGCUGUUUGUCCGGAUCGGAGCCAUGCUCGCUUACACGCCCUUGGACGAGAAGAGUCUGGCCUUGCUGUUGAACUACUUGCACGAUUUUCUAAAGUACCUAGCAAAGAACUCUUCCACGCUGUUCAGUGCGAGUGACUAUGAAGUUGCACCUCCGGAGUAUCAUCGGAAAGCUGUGUAAGCUUCUCACACUCAUGGUGUGUGUGUGUGUGCACGUGUGGAUGACUGUAUCACUGGAAGGGAUCCUUGGGUCUCUGCAGCAGACCUGCCCGGUUCCACGUCUGCUCACGGUCUCCUCUUGCACACGUCUUUCCGCACAGCUGACAUCCAUGUCAAGUGAAUAGUGUUUUGUGUCUUCAGAUGGAACUGUUGCCGCCCCCACGUCCCAAGGUUGCUUUUCCUUCAGACGGAUCUCUUUCAAGGGGAGAGCCUCCCGGAGCGCGUCAUUGGAUCGAUUUUGGUGUUGGAAUGUGGUGCUGGAAAUGUGACGAAACGUUUCAUAGUCUUGAGCCUCCUGCAUGCUUUUAGGCCCAUUUUUCCCCCUUGAAACCAAGCUGAUGAUGGUUUGAUGGUGUUUUGUCUUCCAUCCCCCCAACCCCUUCAAAACAAGCAAACAAACUCUUGCUUCCAACCGAGUGGGGAGGACCAAACGCAGAUGUCUACUUGCAGCUUGGGAGGGGAGGGACAGGGUGGGGAGGGAGUUCAUGUGCUUUCUUGGUGUUGGGAGGGUAAAAAUGUGUGGGUUUAAGUCUGUGUUCUUUGCCUGCAUAGCUGAAGAAUUGUGGGGUUAACUUUUGUCUUGGGUUCAAAUGCACCUUCUAACAUAGGACGGAUUUGCCAUUGUGUCUCACAAGUUUUCUGAAAUUGUUUUUUUUUUUUUUGGUAGGGGAUGUUUACAGGUCCCCAAAUAAACUUUUCUAUUUCAACUGUUAAAA
This is a messenger RNA of Podarcis raffonei (Aeolian wall lizard), 1941 nucleotides long. It is a transcript of the gene MORF4L1, whose product is annotated as mortality factor 4 like 1. The transcript has 14 exons. The coding region runs from base 213 to 1187 and encodes 324 amino acids. The record is from RefSeq and is a predicted model, not a curated record. Gene Ontology annotation, biological process: chromatin organization; regulation of DNA-templated transcription. Lineage: Eukaryota; Metazoa; Chordata; Lepidosauria; Squamata; Lacertidae. Gene Ontology annotation, cellular component: NuA4 histone acetyltransferase complex; nucleus.